This is a messenger RNA of Frankliniella occidentalis (western flower thrips), 1445 nucleotides long. RefSeq names its product toll-like receptor 7. NCBI's taxonomy places the organism in Eukaryota, Metazoa, Arthropoda, Insecta, Thysanoptera, Thripidae. Gene Ontology annotation, cellular component: plasma membrane. The coding region runs from base 174 to 1445 and encodes 423 amino acids. Gene Ontology annotation, molecular function: protein binding. The record is from RefSeq and is a predicted model, not a curated record. The transcript has 5 exons.
AAUGAUCCCGCCCGCUAUGCUCCGCCCGCAGGCUGGCCGCGCUCGCCCUGCUGGUGCUGCUGCCGGCGCUGGCCGCCGCCGCAUACCAGAAGUGCCCCCGGGACUGCGUGUGCGACCUGGACCGCCGCGGCCGGCGCUCCGUGCACUGCAACAAGGGCGGCGGCAAGGACCCCAUGCCCAUGCCCAGGAUACAGGAGAAGAUCGAGGUGCUGGAGGUGGCGCCGCCGCCGGACCAGCCCAACUACUACACCAUCGGGCCCAUCUUCCACGGCCACCGCCAGCUCGAGGAGAUCCACAUCGUGCACUCGCACAUCCCGUCCAUCGGCCAGAACUCGUUCUACGGCCUCAACAACCUCCUGAUCCUGAACCUGACGCACAACAACCUGUCUGCCGUGCUGGAGAACAACUUCGUGGGUCUGACUAGCGUGCGCGAGCUGUACCUCAGCCACAACCGCAUCGAGAGCAUGCCCAGCAGCGUGUUCCACCGCCUGGGCGACCUCAAGGUGCUGAGCCUCGCCAAGAACCGCAUCAAGGAGCUGUCCAAGAGGAUCUUCAUGAACCUCACCAAGCUCCACGACCUCGAUCUGAGCUACAACCCGCUGCCCGAGCUCAACUACGAGGUGUUCAGCGACGUCAGGGAGCUGCAGGUGCUAAAGUGUCGGGGCUGCGGCGUGGCCGCCGUCAACCGGAGCCUGUUCGAGCAACUGACGGAGCUGCAGGUGCUGGACCUGGCCGACAACAAGAUCUCCUCCAUCACGGCCGAUGAGCUGCGGCCGCUCCAAGCUCUGAGGGAGCUGUGGCUGGACGGCAACCGGCUGACCGUCGUGGCCUCGGGGAUGUUCAGGCACAACCCGCAACUGCAGAUCAUCGACCUCUCUAGGAACGAGAUAGUCAAGGUGGAGGACGAGGGCUUCCUGAACGUGCCGGCGCUGCGCCUGCUGGACCUGGGCUACAACCGCCUGGAGCGGCUGCACGCGUCCAUCGUGUCGCCGCUGGGCGAGUCGCUGCGCGCGCUCUCGGUGGCCGGCAACCUGGUGUCGACGGAGGAGCUGGCGCGGCUGGUGCGCGGCGUGCCGCACCUCACGCGGCUCAGCCUGGCCGACAUGCGGCUGCGCGCCGUGCCCGCCGGCCUGCUGUCGCCGCUCAAGGAGUUGCGCACGCUCAACGUGUCGGGCAACCUGCUCACGGCGCUGCACCCCUCCGCGCUGCACCCUCUCUUCAAGCUCGAGGUCGUGGACGCCUCCAGGAACCACCUCGUCGGCCUCGACGAGCAGAGCCUCCUCCGGCUGGACAACGUCGACCGGGUAAGUGUGUGUGUGUGGGGGGGGGGGGCACCGUACACGCAACUGCUCUGGCCAGGCGCCUGCUCGAUCCGGAGUAGGCAACCCCGCCCUACACUGGCGCCACUUUUUAGUGUUUCAACCAACCAAGUAACACGAUAUUGA